AUGCCAAAAGAGUGCAGCAUUUGCGCCGAAGUCAAAUCCUCAAAGCAAUUCCCCACGGCCCCUAUUGCUCGAGGGUGUGACCAUAGACCGACAACGUGCCGGCCGUGUAUAACACGCGUGAUCAAGACCGAACUUUCCAGCAAACCGUGGGAAGAGGUUGCGUGUCCUGAAUGCGGCGCCACGCUCGAGUACCAAGACGUCCAGAAGUAUGCCGAUGCGGAGACGAGGGAAAGGCACGAUAAGUUGAUGGUUUUGCAUACUCUGCAGCAAUAUCCAGACUUUAUCUGGUGGAGAGCCGAGCCCAUAGUCAGGUGCACCUCGUGUGGGCACUUGACAUGUUUCCAGCACAAAGUCACCUGGCAUGAGGGUGUGACGUGCGAAGAAUUCGAUGAAGCUGUUGAGGCGCGCCAUAAGGCGGAAAAUGACGCCAGUGAAGAAACCAUCAAGUCGACGACAAAGGCUUGUCCCGGGUGCAAGUCACAGAUUGAAAAGCAUAGAGGAUGGUGA
Messenger RNA from Trichoderma citrinoviride, 507 nucleotides. RefSeq lists its product as hypothetical. The record is from RefSeq and is a predicted model, not a curated record. Lineage: Eukaryota; Fungi; Ascomycota; Sordariomycetes; Hypocreales; Hypocreaceae. Gene Ontology annotation, molecular function: ubiquitin protein ligase activity; zinc ion binding; ubiquitin conjugating enzyme binding. The transcript has 2 exons. Gene Ontology annotation, biological process: ubiquitin-dependent protein catabolic process; protein polyubiquitination; positive regulation of proteasomal ubiquitin-dependent protein catabolic process. Gene Ontology annotation, cellular component: ubiquitin ligase complex; cytoplasm. The coding region runs from base 1 to 507 and encodes 168 amino acids.